GACUAACCCCAAAUUAGUCAGGAGAAAGAUUCAAAUUGGGUGGGCAAGCAGGCAAGACUUGCAUUUCCCUCAUCUUCCAAGUGAAACAAGAAAAGAUGGGACUCCUGUACCUCUCCUGCUGCUUCCUGGCGCUGGUCUUCUCAGUCCACGCGGUACUGCUGGAUCCAAGGGGAGCUCGCCCUGUUGAGCAUGGCUACAAAGCCUCAGAGUGUGCUACCGAAAAGGAAUGGCCAGCUUGCACAGAUGAUGACUGGGGUCCCAAAUGUCCCUCUGGCUGCAGGAUUCAGGGGCUUUUAGACCAGGCCGAUCGGCAUCUCGUUAACAAGAUCGAUAAGAUCCGCAAGUUUCUGGAGGAGAACCGCAGACAUUACCGCUCCACUGACCAAGUCACCAAGCAGACCUACGACUUUCUGCGAGACAGGCUGGUCACAGACUCAGGCAAUGACAACAAAUACAUGGGUCUGGCUGAACAGCUACGGACCAGAAUAGCCAGUAUUAAAGUCAAGAUUGAGGCCCAACUCAAACUUCUUCAGGCACUGAAGGGACGUGUUCUAGAUCAAGUAAAGGAGAUGAAGAGAUUGGAGGUGGAUAUCGACAUCAAAUUGCGUUCAUGCAAGGGCUCCUGCGCCAGUUACACAGAGUACUCUGUCGACAGAGACAGCUAUAUCACCCUGGACAAACAGCUUGCCCAGUUGGAGGCCAUGGCUAUCCAGAGAGUUGAGACCGUGACCACCCUCCGGGUGAUGAAGAGCACGAUCUUGAAGGAAGUUACUGUUCCCAGUAUCUAUAAGUCCGGCGCAGGUGAGGGGCAGGAGCAGAAACAAGACUUCUUCGCUGAUGUUGACCAGCGUCAGUUAUCCCUGGAGGGCAUGGCAACCGGCUCGACAUCGACCACAGUCAAUAGCAGGGACCCAGGUACGGGGCACCUACCAUCCACUGCAACAGGGUCGAGCACAAAGGUACACAGCAGCACCCAUACCAUUUCAUGCACUAAAACCAUUAAAAAGGAAACACAUACGAAAGACGGGUCUGUCGAGAAAGUGGAGGUUGUCGAGGAAUCACCAGAAUGCAAGGGUCUGGAUGGUCACGGAAAAGAUGGUACAGGGACCACCCUUUUUUCCCGGGAGUUUGGGUCUUUCUUUGAGGAUCCAACUAAUGGGAAAUCAAUCACAACCUUCAGCCAAGGUGGCGGUGAUGAUUUAUUCAAGUUCACCAGCCAUAGCUCCACCAGCACCAAAUCCGUGAAGGGUGGGUCCCUCAAGGACGUAUUCUCUGAAUUUGGUGGUUUGACGGGUGGGGCAGUGGAAGAGGACCUUCCAGACAUCCAUGCCCGUAGUCUGAAGAGCCCCUCUGAAGCACGGCAGAGCGAUUAUGUUGGAAAAGAUUGCGUUGAUAUCCUCCAGAAGCAUACAUCAGGAGAUAAAAGUGGCCUGUUCAAAAUUAAGCCAGAUGGCUCACAGGAUGUAGUAGAGGUUUACUGUGACCAUGACACAAUGCUCGCUGGCUGGGUCCUGGUGCAGCAGAGAAUGGAUGGGUCCGUUAACUUCAACCGGACUUGGAAGGACUACAGGGAUGGAUUUGGCAGUGUAGACCAGCGAGGCCGGGGGGAGUUUUGGCUGGGAAAUAAGUACCUGCAUCUCCUCACUCAGGCAGAGAGCAUGCUCAGGGUAGAACUGGAGGACUGGGAAGGCCAGGAAUUUUAUGCAGAGUACUUGGUUAGGAUAGGAACAGAGGCAGAGGGGUAUCCUAUACAUGUCUCUGGGUACCAGGGCAACGCUGGGGAUGCACUUGUGAGUGGGCAACCCGAUUUAGGUGCUUUCCUGUCUCACGCCAACAUGAAGUUCAGCACAUAUGACAGAGACAACGAUAAGUGGGAGGAGAACUGUGCCGAGAUGUAUGGGGGUGGCUGGUGGUACAACAACUGCCGGUCAGCUAAUCUUAACGGCAUAUAUUUCAAGGGGGGUCAGUACGAUCCAGGUAGCAAUGUUCCCUACGAGAUUGAAAAUGGUGUAGUCUGGCUGCCGUUGAAGCCAGCAGACUACUCACUGAAAACUGUUCGGAUGAAAGUCAGGCCCAUUGCCACUAUGUGAGAUCACGUCUGGAACUACAUUUGUCUAGAUCACAAAAAAUUAUCUGAAUUUUAAUAUAUAAAAAACCCACUGUAACUCCGAGAAGCUUUUCCAAUAAAAAACAUGUGUUCACUGAA
Anguilla rostrata (American eel) is the source of this 2206-nucleotide messenger RNA. RefSeq names its product fibrinogen alpha chain (gene fga). The record is from RefSeq and is a predicted model, not a curated record. Lineage: Eukaryota; Metazoa; Chordata; Actinopteri; Anguilliformes; Anguillidae. Gene Ontology annotation, molecular function: signaling receptor binding. The transcript has 6 exons. Gene Ontology annotation, cellular component: fibrinogen complex. Gene Ontology annotation, biological process: platelet activation; blood coagulation; protein polymerization. The coding region runs from base 96 to 2090 and encodes 664 amino acids.